This is a messenger RNA of Notolabrus celidotus (New Zealand spotty), 5631 nucleotides long. It is a transcript of the gene bcl9l, whose product is annotated as bcl9 like. Gene Ontology annotation, cellular component: beta-catenin-TCF complex. Gene Ontology annotation, molecular function: beta-catenin binding; transcription coactivator activity. Lineage: Eukaryota; Metazoa; Chordata; Actinopteri; Labriformes; Labridae. Gene Ontology annotation, biological process: positive regulation of transcription by RNA polymerase II; canonical Wnt signaling pathway; negative regulation of transforming growth factor beta receptor signaling pathway. Bases 553 to 5109 code for a protein of 1518 amino acids. The record is from RefSeq and is a predicted model, not a curated record. The transcript has 9 exons.
CCAGUCUGACAUACCAGCAGCAGCACAGUGACAUACGGAUGCCCGUGUGGCCACACUAAUUAUUGUCAGCGGCUGGGAGUGAUAUGGACUCGCAGAGAAAUGCAACGUCCUGCCCUUCUUCUACAUCUUGAAUAGUGGGAGUCAUGAACCGCUGCAAGGUGACGCGUCCUCUGAUUUCACCCGAAACUUCACCCUUAGACUCUCCGUGUUAUUAACCACCCUCUGAACCCUCGUCAAACUGCACCAGCUGCUCCUGGACCAGACCUCGGGACCAUCUUUGCGCAGUGGUUUCGGCGGAGGGAAGAGCAAACGGUGGCGGCGGCCACUCCGGGGAAUGUCGGCUGGCCGUCAGUCCUGACAUCGGCCUCUUGUGAUCUCAGACACCAGGACCAGGUCCGAUGUGUGGUCAGUGAAGUGUCCUGAAGAGCAGCAUGGCAGUGUGUCAGAUGAGCGUCUGGGUGAGAUGAGUGUCGCCAGUAAGCAAUGUGACCCUCACUGACAACAAACGCAGCAAUUCUCCAACCAGAACUCCACCUGUCACCAGCCAAUCAAAUGCACACAGACAACAAACUGGCCAAUCAUGGCAAACAGGUCAGCGGUGACAGCCGAUCUCAGAUACCCGGUGUGAACCAGCAGGCUCAGCAGCAGCAGCAGCAGCAGGGAGCAGCCAGCCACCUGGGUCCAAAGGGCGUCGGUGCCGGGAGCCAUGGAGUCAAACCCAACCAGAUCUCCCCUGGCAACCCUGGGCUGAAGGCCGUCAGCCAAUCGGUGAGCGGCGUCGGAGGGAUGCUGAAAACCAAAUCCAAGCGGGAGCGGAGUGUCUCCAUCGACUCUGGCGAUUCGAGAAAUGCCAUUCCUCCAGCUGUGGAGACAGAUGCCAAAGGAGAAGGCGUCAUGCGCAGUAAGCGACGCUGUGUUCUGGAGAAGAAGCAGCCAUAUAGUGGAGAUGAAUGGUGCUCUGGACCUGACACUGAGGAAGAUGAAGACAAGCCACACACUGCUGCCCCUCGAGAGUGUGGGCUGGCCGGUCCUAUCCAGGGGCUCUCUGAUCGCCUUUCUGCAGCGCCGAUGUCUGAGCCUGGGGCCGCUGUCAUGGGAUGUAGCGUGGGUCCAGUUUUAAAGGCAGAGCCGCCUCCGCCUUCACAGCAAGUGGUGUAUGUUUUCACAACCAGCCUUGCCAACAGUGCUGCAGAGGCAGUAAUAAAAGGACAGGCUGAUUCCAUCCUACUGUUUCACCAGCAAAAUGUUCCACGCACCAAGCUGGAGCAGAGUCACCAAUCAGGGAAGCUUUCUAACCUACCUGAGAAGGUUAACUCCAGCAGCUCUCCACCCACUGGCACCCCUAAAUCCCAGAGUGGAACUCCUCGGCCGGCUUCUGCAGGUGUUGGAGGACCAAUGCACCCUGCAGGGACCCCAUCAUCAGCAGGACACUCUGAUAAUGAAUCCCCUCAGACCAGACCUUGUGGAGCUUCCAGCAAUAACAGCUCUGUUGCCCAUAAAUCAGAGGGAGGGAGUGCAAACACAUCUGCAGGCCCGAUACCAGGACCCGUGGAUGGGCAAGGUACAGGGGGUACGAAUCUUCCAGUUGCUACUCUUUCCCCAUCUGGGAGUCCCUCCAUCCUGUCUGCACACCUACAGAGUGAAGCAGGCCAGAGGGCCAGCCAAGGGAGCUCAGAUUGUCUUUCCAAAGAGCAGCUUGAGCACAGGGAGCGCUCUCUGCAGACACUCAGAGACAUAGAGAGGCUGCUUCUGCGCAGUGGGGCAGGUGGAGGUCCUGGAGACCCAGUAAACUCCAACAACAAUGGUAGUAAUAACGCCUCCAAUCUAAAUAAUAACAAUAACACUGACAGGAGUGUUAUGCUUGAGGACAAUGACAAUGGUACCAAUAACUCUGGAAAGAUCAUGAGUGGGAAUAUGCUUCCAUCAGCUUUGGCUCCAAUGGGAGGGAUGAAGAAAUACGAAGAACCCCUCCAGUCCAUUAUUUCUCAAACACAGUCACUAGGCGGGCCUCCUCUGGACAGCCCUCCGAUGGAUUCACACCAUAACUUACCACAACAUCCCCAUCACCAAAUGUCUCCCGGGGUCGACAUGGGUCCCUUACUUGGGCUAGAUGGGCUGACACCAGAGCAGAUGGCCUGGAGGAAACUUCAAGAAGAAUACUAUCUAGAGAAGAGACGACAGCAGGAAAUACAGCCCCCCACACAUCCUCAGCACUUAAGAAUGAUGAGUGAAAUGGGCAUGCAUGGGGGUCAUGUGAUGAUGAGAGGACCCCCUCCUCCCUACCACAGCAAGCCUGGAGACCAGCAGUGGGGUCCUGGAAAUAUGAUGGGAGGAGGAAUGGGUGGAAAUGUUCGAAUGAUGGAUAUGCACCAAGAAGGACCUCGUGGCCCAAGGUUCAUUGGACAGAUGCAGAGAGGACCGCCUGGUGGUGGAGCAUUUCCUGGUAAUACAGGUGGAGUUUUAUCAAUGGAGGGUCUAGGACCCCAACGGCCCAACAGACCAGGGAUGAUUUGGAUAGAUGAUAUGCCCAACAACAUGGGGGGUGGAGGUCCCUUUCAUGGCUGCUAUCCAGGUGGACCUCCUCAGCACUUGCAAGGUGACCUGGAUCACUUGUUAACACGUGAAGAAAUGUGUCGCAUCAUGGAGAAACGGCAGUUGCAGGGGCUUCCAAGGUUUGAACUUGAAAGACUAGUUAAACAGCAACAACAGGGCAACCUUGGAUCAAGAAUUAUUGAUAAUUCUGGUGGCCCAGACUUUACCAAUCUAGGAAUGGGCCGGGGUCCACCCUUAAACCGCGGUGAUCCCAUUGACUUCCCUGGCUCACGGGAGAUGAUGGGUUCUCCUGGAGCUGGUCCCCAGAUGAGAGACCUGGUGGAUUCUCCUUUGGGGGGGAACCUAACAAUGAACAUGAACCAACAGAUGAAUGUUCAUCAACAGCAGCAGAUUAUGCUAUCUCAGAAGCUCAGAGGGGGUCCUCCAGGAGGGGGGCCUCUGGCUGAAAUGUUUAGCCCUGGAGAGAUUUCACGAAUUAGGGCUGCACAGAAUGGAAGAGGAGUAAAUAAGGGAAUGAUCCCAGGACCUGAUGGCCCCUUCCAGUUCCCUAAUCAAGGUCCUUUCUCUGGAGGACAGGUGGAAGGGCCGUACCUUCAACAGCCUGGCCCCGACAUGUUUGGGCCUGACCAGCAAAGCCCAAAUCAAAUGGGAGGUACGUCACGGCUUAGUCAUAUGCCAAUGCAUGGAGGCCUCAGAGGAGCAGACCUAGGUCCUCGGCACCCCUCUGAUCUAUCAAUCAAUGUACACCCCCUCACCUCUCCUUCAGUGCCUCCUUCUCAUCAGCUCAAAUCUCCAUCCCUCAACCAAGAGCCAUCUCCUCUUUUACCUUCUCCCUCUGCUCCAGGACUGAAGUCGCCCUCACAGAUGUCUUCUGCUGGGCAUCACCCCCCUCUUCCCCCUCCCUCUAGAGCUGGGACUCCUUCUUCUUCCAUGAAAUCCCCCCAGAUAAUGGGGUCUUCCAACCUUGUGCUGCACUCUCCAUCUGCCUCUCCUGGACGACUCAAGUCCCCAGCAAUGGCCUUGGGCUCUCCGGGGUGGGCAUCUCCUAAAACCGCUCUUCCAAGUCCAGGUGGUCCAAUCAGUGGGAAGGUAGUGGGAAAUGGAGGAGGUGGUUCUGUAGAGACAGGCCAGUCCCUUCCCCCCAGGAGUUCCAAUUCUACCCCCAUCAGCCAGCCUGGUAUGCCAUUUACUUCCUCUCCCGAUGCUCCGCCAUCUCAGAAUCCUUUAUCUCUUAUCAUGUCCCAAAUGUCCAAGUAUGCCAUGCCUAGUUCCACUCCUCUCUACCAUGAUGCAAUCAAAACAAUUGCCACGUCCGAUGACGAGAUGCUGCCGGAGCGACCUCUUCUAUCUGGUGUCAGCAUUGGAGGAAACAUGGUAAACCCCCAGACCUCCCAGAUCCUUGUCUCCCAGGGCUCCGUUGGCCCCCACAGUGAUCCACAAAGCCCCAUGGGUAUUGUAAGCCAUGGUCAGCAACACAUGUCCCAUGAUGCCUCAGGACCUGUGCUUUCUUCCCCAAACCACAUGGGCAUGCCUACCAUGAACUCUGCCAUGAUGGGAGGCGGUACACCGGAUGGAAUGGGACCGUGCAAUGUUUCACCCAUAUCUCAGAACCAGAUGACAGGAUUUUCUCGCAUCCAGCAACCCCCUCAUGGGCCCAUGCACUCCCCUAUUGGGGGGAUGUCACAGAAUUUCUCUCAGUCUAAUGAGGAUAUUCUGCCAUCCCAGCAGUUACACCUGAUCAGCAAAGGUCACCCUCACCAACGCACCCCUCACCCCUCAGACUCAUUUUCCUCCUUGACCAUGGGGGACGGUCCGGAUCUAAGUGAAGUCAUACGACCCUCUCAUACAGGGAUCCCAGAGUUUGAUCUCUCCCGCAUCAUGCCCUCUGAUAAGCCCAGUAGCACUCUGCAGUAUUUCCCAAAGAGUGAACCACAUCAGAAUCCCCAUCAUGGACCCCCAUCCCAGCAGCCUACUCCCCAGCAGCUUCUCAAACAGCUGUCUUCCUCUGGCCCUCCUCACGGCAGUGGCCCCUCAUCCAACCCCCAUUUAGCAAACCUACAGAAUAUGAUGGCUGAACAGCACCUGGUCCCUCACCCUUCUCAUGGUGGAAUACGCCAAAGCAUGGGCAUUCCUCAGGGGGGUUCUCGAGGUAUGGUUCCCGGUGGGGGCAUGGGCUCCAUGUGCCCCCCUGGACAUAUGAUGGGAAGGACAGGCAUGGUGCCCCAACAGCUCCAGCAACAGCAGGCCAUGAUGGCAAACAGCCUUCUCCACCAUCCCCAGAAUCCUUACCCUGGUAUGAUGUCCUCCCAGCAGCACCCACACAAUCUGAUGGCACAGCAGAACAUUAUGAUGAUGCAGGCGAAACAGCGGAGCAUGUCAAUGCCAGGGGAUCCCUUUGGCCCCCAGGGCCCAUUAAUGUCCCCACAGGGUCCCAUGAUGGGCCCUUCCCACCCCCAGUCUGGUAUGACAGGCCCCCAGGCUCUCAGACAGCGUGGAAUGUCCCUGGACAGUCCCAUCGGCUACGGUCCUGGAGGGAUGGCAAACAUGCCGUUCUGAUCCAGUACACAUAAACUGUAAAAAAAACAAAAAAAAAAAAAAAAACAUGCCCACUCGGUAACCUUCCCAUUGUGUCCAAGUUUUUUUCAUUCAUGUUAUUCCUGCAGUUGUUUGAAAAGAGGAACUGUAAAAACAAUAAUUCAGUGAUACUCCUUAAAUUUUGGAUUACAACUGAUUUAAAAAAGUUGAAUAUUUAAAAGCACUGUAAAACAGUUCAAUGACAAAUCUGAAGCCAUUUUCUAAAAUACUGUACAAUAUGUAUAUUUCAAAGAUGUGUGUAUUUGUUGUUGAACAGAGCGGCAGUCAGGAGAGGAGUGCCUCAAAUUUCUAUUUGUUUUAAUAUCAUUGAUUUAUUUUCUCCAACUACCAAACUGUUGUGCAAAGGAGUUCUAUAUAUAAAUAUAAUAUAUACUUGCUGUAUAUAAGAUGCAAUUUGUGAUUGUUUGCAGUUGUUCUGUAUAACUGUGUUUUAACAGAAGUCUAAAAUAGAAUAAUUCUGAUCUCUAAGGUGGUUUCACUUUU